This is a messenger RNA of Pestalotiopsis fici W106-1, 1428 nucleotides long. RefSeq lists its product as uncharacterized. Gene Ontology annotation, biological process: proteolysis. Gene Ontology annotation, molecular function: aspartic-type endopeptidase activity. Lineage: Eukaryota; Fungi; Ascomycota; Sordariomycetes; Amphisphaeriales; Sporocadaceae. The transcript has 2 exons. The record is from RefSeq and is a predicted model, not a curated record. Bases 1 to 1428 code for a protein of 475 amino acids.
AUGAAGUCCGCCUCAGUUGCCGCCCUAGUGGCUGGCCUAUUAUCGACAUCGGCGGAUGCUCUCGCCAUACGGGAUAGCAGCAACACGGCAUCUUCAGGAGUGGUGGCCAUGGAUGUUCAGAGGAGAAAAGUGGCCGACCCGGUAAAACGAGACAAAUUAAGAAGAAGAGGCUCGGUCGAAGCAUCUUUAGAAAACGAGGAAACUUUAUAUUUUGUCAACGCCACGAUAGGAACGCCCGCCCAGUCACUACGAUUACAUUUGGAUACCGGUAGCAGUGAUCUUUGGGUCAAUACUCCCAGCUCAUCGUUAUGUCUCGGAAAGUCAAAACCCUGCUCCUAUGCGGGAACUUACUCGGCCAACUCCUCAUCGACAUACGAGUACGUUGGAAGCUGGUUCAACAUUUCUUACGUGGACGGGUCCGGAGCCAGUGGCGAUUACGUGACCGAUACGGUAACCAUUGGAAGCACAACUGUCGAUUCCCUUCAGUUUGGAAUUGGGUACACGAGCUCGUCGGCGCAGGGUAUUUUGGGCGUCGGCUAUCCAGUAAACGAAGUGCAGGUUGGCAGGGCCAAGAAGGAUGCUUACGAUAACCUGCCCGCCAAGAUGGCCUCCGACGGCACUAUCAACUCCAACGCCUAUAGUCUGUGGUUAAACGACCUCGACGCAAGCACUGGUAGUAUCUUGUUUGGUGGCGUGGAUACAGAGCAGUACACGGGAUCCUUGGAGACGCUACCGAUCCAGGCCUCGGGUGGCGUCUACUCGGAAUUCUUAAUCACCUUGACGAGUGUUGUACUUGACAAUGUCACCAUUGCCGAGGACCAGGCAUUGGCGGUUCUGCUGGACUCGGGCUCGUCGCUGACCUACCUUCCCGACACGUGGGUCGAGCAAAUCUACACCGAAACUGGGGCUCAGUACGAUUCGAAUGAGGGUGCUGCUUACGUUCCCUGCUCCCUCGCCGAGGAUACGAGAACCUUGGACUUCACCUUUACCUCGCCUACGAUCAAGGUGGACAUGAACGAGCUUGUCCUGGAUCUUGUCACAACUAGCGGCAAGCGACCGACAUUUACCAAUGGAGUCACGGCCUGCCUUUUUGGCAUUGCGCCGGCUGGAUCCAGCACGAAUGUUUUGGGCGACACGUUUCUGCGUUCAGCCUAUGUAGUCUACGACAUUGACAAUAACGAGAUCUCGCUCGCGCAAACCAACUUUAACGCCACGGCGACCAAUGUCAAGGAGAUUGGCACUGGCACCAGCGCAGUACCGGAUGCUGUCGCUGUUGCCAAUGCGGCCACGGCCACUGCCGGAAUCUCUUCGAGCACCACCAGUGCUCUCGGUCUCGACGACUCGAGUGCUGCCAGCCAGGUCUUGGCCAAAUCCUCGGCAGUACUAUCACUCCUCAUUGGACUGGGCGCAUCACUGGUUCUGUUGUAA